Eriocheir sinensis (Chinese mitten crab) is the source of this 2124-nucleotide messenger RNA. RefSeq lists its product as uncharacterized. NCBI's taxonomy places the organism in Eukaryota, Metazoa, Arthropoda, Malacostraca, Decapoda, Varunidae. The transcript is spliced from 4 exons. The record is from RefSeq and is a predicted model, not a curated record. The coding region runs from base 1 to 2124 and encodes 707 amino acids. Gene Ontology annotation, molecular function: RNA-DNA hybrid ribonuclease activity; nucleic acid binding.
AUGCUCUCCAUUCUCGCUGAACGGGGCGUCCGUGGCCGCCUGCUGGCGUGGGUGGGCCAUUACCUGGAGGGACGGAGAGCGGCCGUCCGAUUUCAGGGCCAUACGUCCGCGAUAGAGACUUUUGAGAACGGCACGCCUCAGGGUGGCGUCCUGAGCCCCGUGCUGUUCAAUCUGCUCGUCGAGAAGUUGGCGGCCCUUCCGACGAGCGGAACCGCAAGAGUCCUAUCGUAUGCGGACGAUGUGGCCCUGGUGGUGUGGGGCCCCAACCAGGUGGCCUGCGCCCGCCAGCUCCUCCGCCGGCUGACUCAGACGUGCGCCGCCCUAGGGCUGGUCGUCAACAGGACUAAGACAAAGGCCAUGACCUUCCGCCACGGCCACCUUCCUGAGCCCUUCGACCUCGAGGGUACGCCCGUGCCGUGGGUGCACACUUACAAGUACCUCGGGGUCACUGUUGACUCCAGCCUGUCCUUUGGCCCGCACAUCGCCCGUGUGCGGGACGAGGUACGGCGGCGCACUAAUGUGAUGAGGGCCCUUGCCAGAACAGCGGGUGGGUCUGGGGACAGGGUCCUGCGGACUUUCUACAUCCAGGGCGUUCGGUCCUGUAUUGAUUACGGGACGCCGUGCCUGCUGACGGUGGGACCGGCGGCGCUUAGGCAGCUGGAGACAGCUCAGAACGCCGCCCUCCGCGUCAUCGUUGGCGCCCCCAUGUGGACGAAAUGCGUGUGCCUCCGGGCGGAGGCACGCGUGUGCAGCGUCGCCGCGAGAGUCACCCAACUCUCAGUGGGGCAUCUGGCGGCGCUGCUCAGAUGCAUGGGGGCGGAGCAGCUCCGCGCCUCCGUCGGGCAGGCCCUCCUGCAGGACCCUCUCCUGUUCCGCAAGAGAACGUGGGCGACUGUGGCGGCGGCCACGAUUCGCAAUAGCGGACUCCCCCACGCCCUUGUGACGGCUGUGGACGCCCCCCACCCCACCUACGUUGCCCGCCCCCCGUGGGAGCCGCCUGCCUUAACAGCCACCAUACGGCCGCUCGCCAAAAAGGAAGACGGUUGUUCCUCCACCCAGGCUGAGCUGGCAGCCAUUGGCGGGGCGCUGGAUCAUGCAGUGGAAGGGGGUCGGGGCCCUGUCUUGAUCCACUGCGAUUCAGUCCCUGCCAUCCGCUCUCUGCUACAGGACCCCCCGCGCGACAACGUGUCUCUCCUCACCUCCAUCCUUGCGAGGCUGGCAGAGUUGAGAGGAGCGGGGCGCCCAGUUAAAGUUAACUGGUUGCCCAGCCACUCGGGCGUGGCAGGCAACGAGGCGGCGGACGGCGCUGCUGCUGAGGCAACGCUCCUGCCUGCUGUCACGCGGCCUGUUGUGGUUAGCCUUGCACAAGUGAAGAGGGACAUGGCCGCACGAUCUGCUACUGGGGUCGUCAGGGAGCUGGAGGAGGCCCUGGCUGCGGGCUCGCCGUCCGCGUUUUGGUACUCGGCGGCCACUAACACCGGCGCCCGCCAGCUACCGCCAAAUCUGCCGAGAUGGGAGGCAUCCAACAUCCGCCGCCUCCGUCUCGGCUACAAAUCCUUGGUGGGGGCGCUGGACGACGGAGAGUUUGCUGCCCUAGUGCGGGCGUAUGAGCCGCCCAGCCCACGUGCUCCGCUUUCUCCCCCAUCCAGCCCCUCGGCUUCCCGCCGUUUGGGGAGGCGCAAGCCGGCGGAGUAUGACGGGAAGGUGACCUGGGAGGCCUAUGUUGCCCAGUUUGAGAUGCUAGCUGCUACCCAGGGCUGGGACGAGGCUGAGAAGGCGCUGCAGUUGGCAACAGCGCUUCGGGGCCCAUCUGUGGAAGUGUUGGGGCACCUGCCGCCGGCCCAACGUUCCUCUUACGGGAGCAUGGCGGAGGCCCUGCGGCGACGUUUCAGGCCUUCAGGCCUUCAGGCCGAGGUGUACCGAGCUCGCCUGAAGAAGCGGACUCGGGAGCGCGGCGAGACACUUUCGCAGCUGGCGCAGGACGUAGAAGCGCUCGUCAGAAGGUCGUAUCCUGCUGCCCCGGAAGAGAUGAUCGUGGUGCUGGCCCGCGAUUUCUUUGUUGACGCUCUGCACGACCAGCAGCUGCAGAUUUACGUUAAGCAGGCGCACCCUGGGGACCUAUAG